This is a messenger RNA of Mycotypha africana, 1102 nucleotides long. RefSeq names its product NADP-dependent oxidoreductase domain-containing protein. Lineage: Eukaryota; Fungi; Mucoromycota; Mucoromycetes; Mucorales; Mycotyphaceae. The transcript is spliced from 5 exons. Gene Ontology annotation, molecular function: oxidoreductase activity. Bases 124 to 942 code for a protein of 272 amino acids. The record is from RefSeq and is a predicted model, not a curated record.
ACAUGACAGUUCACAAGCAACUCUAUAACGGGACGAACAUCCCUGUACUAGGCUGUAAAUUCACCAUGCUAAAAUUGAUGAAGUUUUAUUUGUAACGCAAUUGUUUUAGUGGGGACUUAUAGGAUGCAGACCAUUGAAGAAUUACGACCUGUUGUCUUUGAAGCUAUACGCGCUGGCUAUCGGUUGAUAGAUUCGGCAACCGUUUACAGAAAUGAACAUAUUUUAGGUCAGAUAUUAAAAGAAGUAUUUGCUGACCCACAGUUUAACAUCAAACGUAGUGAUCUCUUUAUAACGUCCAAACUUGCACCAAAAGAUCAAGGGUAUGAUGCCUGUUACAAAGCUGUAAUUGACUCUCUGAAUAGAUUUGAGUUGGAUUAUUUCGAUCUUUAUCUGAUCCACUGGCCAGGCACUUCUAAAACGAAGUUAUUGGAUCCUAUAAAUGAGGAAAACCGUACAAAUAGCUAUAGGGCUCUGGAGCAAUUAUACAACGAAGGAAAGCUUAAUCACAUCGGGGUUUCCAAUUACACUGAAAAACAUCUAAGGCACUUGCUAAGCGUUUGUUCCGUUGUUCCUCAUGUACAUCAAUUUGAACUUCACCCAUGCCUACAUCAACCCGAAUUAUUAAAACUUUGCAGCGAGAACAAUAUACAAAUACAAGCAUAUUCUAGCUUAGGUGAAGGCGCUUUAAUCAAUGGUAAAAUCAAGAUUGAAUGCUUGGAUAAUAUUGCAAAAAAGCACAAUGUUAGUGUUGCACUUGUCCUUUUGCGCUGGUCAGUUCAACAUGGUAGAGCUAUAAUUCCCAAAACAAGUUCAACCGCCAGAGUUCGAGAAAAUGCAAAUGUAUUUUCCUUCGAACUUUCUAAAGAGGAUAUGCGAUUGCUUGACGAGAUCCAUACGUAUGAGCAACAUCGCUUCUGUUGGGAUCCUAACGGUGUCUACUGAGAAGCUAUAGUUUCCAAGCUCCAUUAUCCAUUUCUAAGAAUAACUUCAGACAAUUGCAACUACCAAUUUUUGCACUUUCCAAUAAUCUAUUAAAGCUUUUCAUGUUUAACAGAACAUGAUAAUUUCGCGAUGCUGCUUUCUGUAACGCAUUACUUGCCGU